CUACACGUUAAGGCGAAGCUGAAAUAGCCUCUCAAGGCUAUUAGCUUAAGUAGGAAAAUAAAAAGCAUUUUGUAAAUACUAGCUUUUAGCGCCAUCUUUACCAGAUUUUGUGGGCUACUGAUUAAGAGAUGCCCACUAUCAACCUUGAUUAGUCUGUGCUUACCUUGUUUUAAGUGUAUAAUCUAUGCCUUGUACUGUCAUGGUGCCGUAUGUCCGUGGGCCUUAUUAUUUUCAAUUCAUUCUCGCAGAAUAAUGUUAAUUUGACCUUAAAUCAAAACAUGUCAUUACGGGAAACUCUUAAGGAACUGGGCUGGCAUUUGACCGAAGAAGGCAUCGAUACGAUAACCGAAAAUGGUCAAAUUCAAGAUGUAAACAUUCUUAGCAAAAAAGCUUUAGACUACGAUUUGAGAGACAUCAGCGAAGGAUCGUUACCUGAAGACUUUGUCAAGGAUCCGUCUAAAUUAGAAAGCCCCGUUGUUGUUCAAAUUCAGAAGAUUAGGAAUGUGUCAGCUCCUAAAGCUAAUGAAGAAUCAACAUCUGCCCCACGGAUGUUGAAGCUAACCCUGCAUGACGGGAAAGUAACGUGUACAGGUCUAGAGAUAAGUCAUAUACCCAGUCUAAGUAUAAACACCCCACCUGGAACUAAGUUGUUGCUGAAGAAUGAAGAGCUAGAAGUUUGUCACGGAGUGGUAUGGCUCACCCCAUCAGUGAUAUCUGUAUUGGGCGGAACAGUAUCUCAUAUGAUUGAAAAAUGGGAACUGAACAGAAGUCUUGCCAAACACACAAGAGGAGGCAUAGGAGCUGAAGGAGGUCCUCCACCAUGGAUUCCAUUUGGACAGAGAUUAGAAGCUCUUUCUGUGGACAAACAGUUCAAGAGUCUACAAGAAGCUGCCAAACAGGACAAUCCAGAGUUCGAGGCUCAAAGAAAAGGUGCUAUUGCUGAGGCACAGAGGAUGUCUGGUGUGAAAAAGGUUUUUGGUGGUGGAACUAAACCUUUACUGGACGCAAAUGUUCAAAAGAUUGUAGAUGCAGGGUUUACAGAGGAACAAGCAGAAGCAACAUUAAAAUAUACCAAGAACAAUGUUGAUAGAGCACUAAAGAUAUUGCAGAAAAGAGACAACUCUGAAAAUAGGAAUAAAGAGAAACCACAGAAGGAACAAGAUCCAGUGAAGCGUAAAGGUCGCCACAAAGAGUCUGGUGAUGAGGAUGGUGUGCCUGUGAAACCGUCAGGAAAAGUGUCAUUGUUUGACUUCUUAGAAGAUAAAUUACCAAAUGUACCAGAAAAAGAUAAGAAUACGCGACAAAAUAACUCUAGUAUGGAAGAUAGAUAUGACAGAAGCCAAAAUAGAGAAAGAAAUAGUAAUAGGAACCGACAUGGCUCAAGACAUGAAGGGGCCAACCGAAAUCGGUCAGACCGACGCCAUUAUUCCAACGACAACUUGUAUUCAUCUUAUAGAGAAGAUAGAAAAUAUCAGUCGCAAAAUGAGAAACCACCAAGAUUUCAAAAGAUACAAGAGGAGAUGAACAAACAUCAUCAAAACAUGAACAUGCCAUAUAACAACACUUAUCAACAAAAUCAAUACAAGGAUAGACAUAUGAGAAACGAUCGGAACCCAAAUGAUAGAGGUCCGCAACAAAAUUAUAAUCACAAUUCUAGUACAAUGGAUGGCUUGGUUGAUGCUACAUCCAAAUUGAAUCUAUUAUCAAACCAAUCGAGAAUAGAUGAACAACAAGUGCAUAACUACCAACAGCAUACAGAUCAAAGCUACCAAUCUAAGCAAACCUAUCCAUCAAAUCAUAGUCAAGAUAUACCACCAUUCAGAAGGAGUAAUGAUUUACAUCAAGACGGAUACCAACGUCGGCAACAGGUGCCCAAUGGAUAUAUCGAGCCGCAACAUGCUACCAUAUACUCAAGUUAUCUCAGCCAGGGCGGUUACGGCGCUCGGCAGUACGGUUACGCUGGUAGAGCUGGUCCGUUCCUGCCGGGCUCGCUUCUCGGCUUCCAGAACGCGGCAGUCAACGAGCAGGCCCGCGCCAUGCUCGGAGUCGCUGACAUCAACUGGAAGGUCGGCGAUCGCUGUCUAGCGUUAUAUUGGGAAGACAAUAAUUUCUACGAAGCGGAAAUAACGGGCGUCUCCGCUAAUACAGUUGUAGUUAAGUUCUGUGCAUAUGGUAAUCACGAAGAAGUACUGAAAUCCAACUGUCUACCAUACCCUAAUCAACCGGCGAGUGUGAGCGGCCCUUACGUACCGGGCGGGGUGGGCGCGUAUUCGCGACAACACUUGUAGUGGCAGCUCCGCCCCGAGGUCGCCGACUCGAGCACUCAACACACCGACAACCAAACAGACUACGUUCGAUAUAAUUUAAAAAGCUGGACUUGAAACGCGUCCUUUUCAUAAAUUCACAGCGGAAAACGAAUGUGAAUUUUAUCGAGAAACGCUGGACUUUCUAAAAACAUUGUAGUGGUAAUGUAAUUUGUAAAUACAUAAAUUUAUAUAAUAUUUUUAUGUAUUUCUAAUUGAUAAUUUGAUUGAAGUUCUGAUUGAUUUAAAUGCUAGCGGAACAGAAUCCCUGUGCUCGCGCGCACCGCGAACCCGAGCAGUGCGCGCCAAACUUCAUUACGUCACAAGCUGUCAAAACUGACGAAAGAUUUUACGAUAAAACUGAUUUCUAAUAGUAUAAGUUUUUUUGUUCCUACAUAACUACAGAACGUGAUUCACGGAGGAAUUUAGUACGAUUUUAAUAAUACAUAAUUCAAUACCGCUCCUACAUGUGGGAUGAAUUGUAUGAGUUUGAAAAUUGCGCAUUUUGUUUCUGUUUGUCACGUUCGAUUCCGGUAUAGGAAAGUGGCCUUGAUGUUAAUGGAGUUUUUACCAAGACUUUAGUUCUAGUAAAGUAUAGAAGCAAAAGUUUUGUACCUAAUAAGUUCCCGUAAAGGUUGCGUUUAGCCUUUUCCGAGUGUUAAGCGAAAAUGUAAAGUCAUUAAUAAUAUCAGACAAACGAAAGUGAACGAAGUCAAUGAAAAAAAAAAUCGUUUAGAUUUUACACGUGACGAAAUGAAUAUUAUUAAUAUUUGCUAUUUUACAUAUUGCUGUUUUACCUAAAUUGGAUCAGACUCUGGGAGAUGUGUUUCGGUCGUUUGCCUGCGCAAGUUACUGUGUUAAAAUAUAUUUGUUACCGUUUAAAACUAUAACCAAAAAAAAAACGCUAACAUGAAUAUAAAAAAAUGUUUGAUCUUCUACACUAGUUAAACCACGUUUUUAUUUUACGAUGUUUUAUUUACCAGGUGUAGACCAUAAAAAAUACGACAGGAAUGUUCCUAAAGUCUUACCUACGUCAUACUUAAUUAAACUAAUUUUGCUAUAGAGACUUAAAAUAGUAAAUAAUUAUAUGCAAAUGACCUCCAUCUCUGCAUUUGCAUGUUUGUAUUUUAUUCGGUUUUAAAAAAAAUACUUUUACUGUUUAAUCUCGUAUUUAUUAUUGUCAUAUUAUUGGCGAGCCUUUGCGUACCUUGCAGUUGUCGUGGCCCUGAUGAAGGUUUUGUUCGUCGACAUUCGCAUAUUGUGCAACUACCGUCUUAAUUCCUAUAUAAAUAAUUUGGAAAUAGUAAACGCGAUAUUAAAACGUAAAAAAAGGUUUAUAAUUUAAAUUUUCUAUGUUUUUUCACAAGUACCCUCAUAAGUACCUACAUGAAAAUGAAAAUGUUUAACUUCUUCGUUUCUGAACGGAUUCAAAAUAUUUUGAAUACCGAUAGAUUUCCGUUAAAAAAUAUUUGUUAAUCAUUAUAAAUAAGUUUAUAAAAAUUUUGAAGUUGCAUUAAGGCCAUAUAUACCGCAGUUGACAAUUCAACAGAUAUUUCAGGAGUAACAUUACUACGUUAGUUUUUGAAACAUUUGAUGUAUUUGUGUUCUUUAGUUUAUUCCUUGAGAAAACGGGACAAAAACCAGUGUUUUAUGUAUAUUUGUACAUUGACGCUUGCUUUUGGAGUUUGAUUAAUUUUUUGGAGCGAACACGUCAGCGCGCAUUUUCUCUUCAUAACAAUGACAUUUUUAAUAACUUGUAUAAUUUAAUUGUACAUACAAUAGUUAAAUAAAUUAGGAAAACUAAUCGUUUUAUACCAACAAAACAAUUAAAAACAUGAGUAUAUACGUUAAAAUUUUAAAUGAAAAAUUACAUAAUAUUUCUCUUAUUCUUUAUUUAAGGCAAAUACGCUUGUCGUUGCUUUAAGUAUUUUUAUCAUCUCUGAAAGUGUAAAAGGUAAUAAUAAGCAAAUACCGACGUGUGUUUAUUUAUUUAGAAAUACAGUAAAAGGUCCUUUUUCGCGCUUCCUUCAUUCGUGUUUCCACUAUUCGCGGAUUAAAAGAAUGCGACCCAAUUCCUAUAUUUACGGUUAAUUUUUUUUAUUCACGGAUCUAAUCGGUACACUGGUACAUAAACAUUGAUAAUAAGGAUUCCAUUAAAUAGGUAUCUAAUCGAAUAUACUCUGUAAACGCGUCGUCAAGACAAAAAAAGUAAGAUAGACCUUAUUACAACGAUGUCUAAAGUAUUUUGUUAAAUGAUAUCGCCAUAGCGUUACCGCGUUACCAUUCUAGUACAGUUUCUGUAUUCGCGGCGUAUUUACGGAACAUAUACCCCGCGAAUAAAGAGCUUUUACUGUAUCCGUAAUUUUAUCCGACGAUUAUCACCUAUAAGUUACGACUCAAGUGACACACGGUAUUUUGGUAUUUAAGGCGAUUUUGUUGGAAAACGAUUCAGUACGUCGUCGAUCGCGGCAGCGUUGCAACGUGUAGCUUUGUAAUAAAUAAAUGUAUUUUGUUGUAUAUUUAGCGCAAAGAAAAAAUGUAAAAAAUAUUGUUUUAUUUUAUACUUGUUUUAUAAUUUAUCUCUCUAAAAAAGGAUCAUUUAAUGUUCUAACUUGUAAACGUCUACUUACUUGAUUCUAACAAAUGAACUGAAAUUUGUUUCUAUGCAUUCAUUGGUGAUGUGCUGUUCAUUAAUUCAUAAUUGAAGACAUGCGUGGGAUAAGGGAGGGGCUAAGUACCAUUUUUAAGAUUUUUGAGUUUUUACAUUGAAUGAAGGUGUUAUGUGACUAUAAACCAUAUUAGACCUUAAAACUCCGGGUUUAAAGGCUAUUUUUAGAAAUUGCAUGUGAUUAAGGAAACCAUGCACGAAGAAACAGUACAAGUAACAAAAGCUUGUUGCGCGUUUUCUCAAAAUUAACAAAUUGUAUCAUAUCCCUUUCAGCCACUCAUGUCUUUAAUUGUGAAGUAAUUCCAAACGAAUACUUUGUUUAAUCAAAUUAACAAAUUGCAGAAACGACUUAAGACUUCAUAAAAUCGUUUAUUAGAGUUUUAUGAACAACGGUAAUCGAUACCUUCAAGUUGUUCAAAUUGACAAACUAAAAAAAAACUAAUUUUACAAAUGUGAAAUGAACUGUGUAUAAAAAUUUAAUGAAAUAAACUGUGAAUUUAUAUUUAAUGCCGUUUGGUUUAAAUGAUAAUUUGGAAUGAACCAAGCUGUCUGUCUACGGAAUCUAAUAAUAAUUUAAAAGAAGCAAAUAUAUGUAAGCCGAGUUUAAUUUUUUACAUCCACCCUCGCUCGCUCGUUCACCCAUCUAAGCCAUAAAUAAAAAUAUAAAAAUAAACUGUGCUAAAAUUCAAGGUAAUUUAUUCUAUAGUGUUGCCACAAAAUUUAAACAAACUACUAAAUGUACCGGAAGAGAAAUAAUCGUACCAUUAUAAAAAGUACCGUAAACUUUUAUUUACUACGUGUGGUUGAUAUAAAAGAACGUUAAGUGUUUCGUUGUCGUAACGAUUAAUAGCAAUAAAAUAAAAACCAAGAUAAAACAUGUUUAUGUAAUAUAUAUUUUUUAAAUGUUAUUUGCCCACAGUUAUGAAUUCACUAUGUCUUAAUUAUUUUAGUUCCAGAUAUUUCAUUGUUCUACGAAAAGAGAACAGUUUUCAACAAACUUUCAAUGUUGUUUAAUCCGUUAAAAAACUUCGUUAGUAAAUCCGUUAAAAAGUAAAAAAAAAAUUGUGACGGCUAUACUGAACUAAUUUGUGUUAAAAUGAUUAACAUGGCAACACUAUUGACAGAAAACUAUAAUAUUUUUGGUUAAAGAUCAACCUGUAAUUUAUUUGAUCGGCAUUUCAUAGUUAUCUUUAUUGAAAAAAAAGGCUAAAUUAUUAUGAUGUCAAUUUAAUUAAAGAAUAAUAAUUAGAAAAUAACAUUUGCUUAUAAAAAUAAAUUUGAAUAUUGAAUAAAAAAAAAAAAAUACAAAUUAGGUACCUACCUAAUUUGUAUAAUAUUUCUGUCGCUUGAACCAAACGGCCUCUGCGUUAAACUCACAGAUUCCCUAACAUUAAACUUAUGGUUUUGUUAUCGUUGCAUCGUAAUUUGUAAACCAAAGCUCAAUUACAAGUAAACGUUUAGUUUUUAGGUGAACAAGUCGCGGGGUCUCGCACACAUCGACACGAUAAGUAAUUUUAUACGUACAUCUGUAAGCCAUUUGAAUAGUAACAGUAGAUUGUGUUUCGUAAAAAAAAAUGGGCUUAAGGGAAACAGUUUUUGAAUAAGCUUCUAUUGUUCUAACUUGGUGUUUUGGGCAUUCUUAAUAAUAAUAAUAAAAAAGUUUGUUUCUAUUGCAUAUAUGGGUGAACAUUCUCGCUGUUCAUCCAGUGUUCUCAGAGCCUAUAGACAUUACGAUGUGAACGCCGUCAUCAACUUUGCGACAUGAGGUCCAAGUGCAAAUACUAAAACGACUGAUGAUAUCGGAAUUUAUGAAUUUUAACUGACCUUUCGAUCGGAUCUUUUUUUUAGUUAUUUUUUAACUUGAGUGGAUCGCGCUAUUGAGCUAAUGCAGUAUACGCUAUGGUAACAUAUAACAGAGCCAUUGAAUAAUCGAUAAAAACAGAAAAAAAAACAUUAACCAUAAACAUUGUCUAAAAUAUUUUUUCUGUUUAAAUAAGAAUAUAUUAAUCACCAAUUUCGAUCAUCAAAGAUGUUAUUUAUGCAUUGAACAAUUAAAUAACUUCAUAUGUAAAUAGAUAAUCAAUUGUUCGGUGCGAUGUGUGCCCCAUCCCUAAUUAUUUGCGAAGCAUUCGAUGCGAUUUGUACGAAACAGUUCUCCGUUCAGUUUGAGUGGACUUUUAUUAACAAAAAUGUAAUAAAAAAAUGUGUAAUA
Messenger RNA from Bombyx mori (domestic silkworm), 7183 nucleotides. Its product is annotated as tudor domain-containing protein 3. The transcript is spliced from 8 exons. Gene Ontology annotation, molecular function: RNA binding; protein binding. The record is from RefSeq and is a predicted model, not a curated record. Gene Ontology annotation, biological process: mRNA processing. Lineage: Eukaryota; Metazoa; Arthropoda; Insecta; Lepidoptera; Bombycidae. The coding region runs from base 210 to 2288 and encodes 692 amino acids. Gene Ontology annotation, cellular component: cytoplasm; nucleus.